AUGAAUAUUAAAUUAUUAUUACUUUUUAUUAUAAUUUCUAUUUUUAAAUUAAUAAAUUCUUCUCAAGUUUUAUUCAAUGAUCAAAUUGAUUGUAUAACAACACCAUGUCAAUGGAGUAAGGCUACCAAUUGGAUUGGUGGAGCAUUACCACAAUCUGGUGAUAAUGUAGUAAUUAAUAUUGGAUCAAGGUCAGUGGUAGAAGUGGAUUUGGUUGUAAUUAAGGAUAGUACAUUUGGUUCAGUAGUACUUGGUUCAACACUAAAAGUACUCAACUCAAAUUUAUUGAAUGGAACAAUUUCAAAUGUAAUUGUUAAUGGUAAUUUAAAUAUUAAUAGUCAAAAUGUUGGUUUAUCAAAUGUAAGUGGUAAUGGAGUAGUUUCAUUUUUAUAUCAAAGUUAUCCAAAUCCUUCAAGUGGAACCAUAUCAUCAUCCACUUUCAAAACUUUAAAUAUUAUUGGUGGUUUAAUAAAUGUCGAAGUUUCAAAUUCAAAAAUUACUCAAAUAAUUCAAUCAAAUAUUAUUGGAACUGGACAAUUUGCCGAUCAACCAACUGUUACUUUUUCAGGUGACAAUACAAUUGGUUCAAUUCGUCUAGUUGAAAGUGGUAUUAAUUUUAAAAGUGGAAGUAAAUUAACAUUAAAUGGUUUAGAUGUUUCAAAUUUUGGUAAAAAACCAUCAAAUUCAUCAUCCUCAUCCUCAUCCUCAUCCUCAUCAACAUCACCAAUUGACCAAAAUAUUAAUUUAAAUUAUCAAAUUUCAAUUUUAAAAACAAAAUUAAAUAGUGUUAAUUCUUUAUCAAUUGGAUCAACUUCACAACUUUCAAUAACAUCAUCAACAAUUAAUUCAAAUUUAAAUGGAAAUGGUGGUUCAUUAACAAUUUCAGGAUUAAAUACAAUUAAUGGUGAUUUAAAUAUUACUGGAACAUCAUUGUUAGUUCAAUCAGAUCAUGUUCAAACCAAUAUCGAAGGGUCUUUACUAUUAGGUCCACAAACAACAAUGAAAACAGUUGGUGUUGGAUCUCCUUUAGUAAUUGUUUCUCAUAAUACUGUAUUAAAAGGAAGUUUAUCAGUAAGUUUAGAUUAUCAACCAAAAAAUAAUAAAAAAUAUACAUUAAUUAAAUCAAUUGGAAGUUUAACUGGUAAUUUCUCAAGUUUUUCAUUUCAAAUUAAAAAUGAACAAGUUGAUUCAUCUCUUUUUUCAAUUUCAACUGAAAAUAGUGCAUACUCUUUAACAUAUGGUGCACCAGAUGAAAGUUCAAAUUCAACUGUAAUAAUUUUAAAUUAUUUAUUAUUAUUAUCUCUUUUAUUAAUUUCAAUAUUUUAA
Messenger RNA from Dictyostelium discoideum AX4, 1323 nucleotides. RefSeq lists its product as hypothetical. The transcript has a single exon. The record is from RefSeq and is a predicted model, not a curated record. NCBI's taxonomy places the organism in Eukaryota, Evosea, Eumycetozoa, Dictyosteliales, Dictyosteliaceae. Bases 1 to 1323 code for a protein of 440 amino acids.